UUCUUGCGUUGCUCUAUAAAGGUCUGGGCUGGUCUGACGGGCGAAAGUCGUCCACUGUGUAUAAAUAAUACCGAUGCAGCAUCCGUUUGAAUUCAGUGCACCUUGAUCUAUCGUCGAAACAUCAUGGGACGACUGGAACAGAGUGUCGUCGCAUUGUUAUGCUUCUCGAUGGUCCUCAGCUGUUCCGCCACUCGAAGAGAGGACCUCGAGAGGGCGGCAGAGCUUGCAGUAGAAAAGGCGGCCGAGAGGGCUGCGGAGAGGGCAGUGGAGAAAGCGUUAGGUAGCGGGAACACGACGACCGAAUCGAAAACCGUUCGUGAAUCCUACUCGAGCGUGAGGAAGGUACCUUACCGCGAGGAUUCGACUUAUGGAGGCCGUUCCUCGUCCGCGGAGGACGAAGCCGAAGACGAAGACUCUGAAGAUUGGGUUAGACACUCGAGAAGAUUCAGAGCAAGGUCGUUCAAAGAUUUAACGAGAAUCCCAAGAAGCGACGAUCUAUCGCUUGAACACGCGCCUUGGAAUCCGAAGGUGAUCACGAUCGAGAAGAAGAUCCCCGUGCCGGUGACCGUCGAGAAGAAGGUACCGUACCCGGUGUACAAACACGUACCGUACGAAGUGAAGGUUCCCGUGCCGCAACCGUACACCGUCGAGAAGAAGGUGCCUUACCCAGUCAAGGUUUUCGUGAACGUACCGGUCGAGGAGCCGGAGCCGUACACCGUCGAGAAGAAAGUACCUUACGAAGUGAAGGUAGAACGUGCGGUGCCGUACAAAGUGGAGAUCCCGGUGCCGCAGCCGUACACCGUCGAGAGAAAGAUACCAGUGGAAGUGAAGGUGCCCGUGCCGCAGCCGUACACCGUCGAUAAGGCAGUGCCUUACGAAGUGAAGGUGCCCGUGAAGGUACCGGAACCCUACGAGGUCGAGAAAAGGGUGGCCGUGCCGGUGAAAGUGGUCGUGAAGCGACCUUAUCCGGUACCAGUGCCUAAACCUUAUCCAGUGGAGGUUUCUAAGCCGUACCCGGUUCCGGUGGCUAAGCCGUAUCCGGUCCAAGUUAAGGUACCGGUGGACAAACCGUUUCCGGUAACCGUAGAGAAGCCUGUGCCUGUGCCGGUGAAGGUGCCAGUGCCCGAAGCUUACACGAUUGAGAAGCCGGUGACGGUCGAAGUUAAGAAACCGUACGCGGUGCCGAUCAAAGUGGUCGUACAGAAACCGUACGAGGUGGUCGUGAAGAAUCCGGUACCGGUAUCGAUCGAGAAACCGUUCCCCUAUUGGGUUCAGGUACCGGUACCCGUGUCCGAGGAUUGGAACGAGGCGGGAUGGAAAGACAGAGGCGAUACCAGUGAAAACAGACGAGUAGCCGAGAAACCGAUGAAAUCUCGCAGGAGAUUGAGAACGUAGAAUCGUAUGACGUCGUCAAACGUUAUCGUACGAUUUCAAUGCUGAUUUUACGAUCUUUCGUA
Messenger RNA from Ceratina calcarata, 1457 nucleotides. Its product is annotated as skin secretory protein xP2. The transcript has 3 exons. NCBI's taxonomy places the organism in Eukaryota, Metazoa, Arthropoda, Insecta, Hymenoptera, Apidae. The annotation marks the transcript as partial. The record is from RefSeq and is a predicted model, not a curated record.